GCGCAGCCCGGUGACUAGAGCGCGCGGGGCGAUCGCGAGGCCCCCCCUCCCUCUCCCCGCGCCGCCUCCAGCGCGAGUGACAGCGCGCCCUCCGGGCUCCGGAGCGGCAGCGCCGAGCAAUCCCGGGCAGGGCUCGCCUCGCCGGUGACAUCACUCCUGAAGAUAUUCCUCGCUCCCAGCGCCUGUCUUCACCAGGCGUCCGUCCGUGGGUCCGUCUCCGCCUUUCCGCCGCCGAAGAGGGCGCCUCGCGGGCUGGGAACAGAGCCGGGUACCGAGGAGCCACAGGAUCCCCAGGAGAGAGAGCGAAGGCAGCGAGGGAAGGAGGACCCCGGCAGGCAGCAGCAUGAAAUUCAGCCCCGCGCACUACCUGCUGCCUCUCCUGCCUGCGCUGGUCCUCAGCACCAGACAGGACUAUGAAGAGCUAGAAAAGCAGCUAAAAGAAGUCUUUAAGGAACGAAGCACCAUUCUUCGUCAGCUGACAAAGACAUCAAGAGAACUUGAUGGAAUUAAAGUCAAUCUUCAGUCCUUAAAAAAUGAUGAGCAGUCUGCAAAAACUGAUGUUCAGAAACUUCUGGAAUUAGGACAGAAACAAAGAGAAGAAAUGAAGUCUCUUCAGGAGGCCCUGCAAAAUCAACUUAAAGAGACAUCAGAGAAAGCAGAAAAACACCAGGCAACUAUUAAUUUUUUAAAGACUGAAGUUGAAAGAAAGAGCAAAAUGAUCCGAGACCUCCAGAAUGAGAAUAAAAGCUUGAAAAACAAACUCUUGUCGGGAAACAAGCUCUGCGGCAUUCAUGCAGAAGAGUCAAAAAAAAUUCAAGCCCAGCUGAAGGAGCUUCGUUAUGGGAAGAAGGAUUUAUUAUUUAAGGCACAGCAGCUUACUGAUCUGGAACAAAAAUUAGCUGUAGCCAAAAAUGAACUGGAGAAAGCAGCUCUUGACAGGGAGUCACAGAUGAAAGCAAUGAAAGAGACUGUGCAACUCUGCUUGACAUCCGUUUUCCGUGAUCAGCCUCCUCCUCCUUUGAGUUUAAUCACGUCAAAUCCAACUCAAAUGUUACUCCCACCCGGGAAUAUUGCCUCUAAACUUCCAAAUGCCAGGACCAAAAGCAAGCCUCAACAAAGUGCUUCUGGAAACAAUGAAAGCUCUCAAGCUGAGUCAACAAAGGAAGGAAAUCCAAGUACCACUGCCUGUGACUCUCAAGAUGAGGGCAGAACCUGUUCAAUGAGGCACCAAGAAAGUCCCCCAAGUAAUGCCACUGCAGAAACUCAGCCUAUCCCACAGAAAUUGCAAAUGCCUCCUUGUUCUGAAUGUGAGGUGAAAAAAGAAAAACAAUUGACCAGCUUUGAAGGGAUGGCAGCGAGAGAAGAAAAAAUACUGUAAAUACUAAGAAACUGUGUUAAAAAUGUCCAUUUGCUAUUGUCUUCAUACUCUUUUUAGACCACGAGCUUGAUGGAAAUACUAAGUUUCUAAAGCAUGCAACUUUUUCAGAAUUUUAUGUAACUUUAUAUAGUAGUCUAUAAGUUUUCAAAGAUUCCAGACCAAUUAUGAUCCUUAAGCAAUAACCUAACUGAAAUUAAUAUCCACAGUCAUAAAUAUUUUGUCAUCAGUAAAUUGCUCCAUAUAAAUUGGUCUGUUUUAAACUCAAAUGCUAUCUAACAUGUAAUUCUUCAGGUUCAUUUGGAUAUCUAGUACUUCUAUGAUGUAGCUGUCAAAAUCAGCUGGAGGAUAAUAAAAUAUUGUGGGUUCUCAGUAUUCUUAGAAUCCAAAUUACAACCAUAUCGUUAAGGGUUUGGUCCACAUGAACCAACUGAAGUCAUUUUCUUCAAGGUUAGAAUUUGUGCCAACCUAAAUACAUUGUUUAUUUGAUGAUGUUUAUUGCUAUCGGUAUUGGUAUUGUUUUGAACUAAUAAUAAUUAUUUGUCUAAAUAAUGCUAAGACAAUUCUGUCAAGAAUUUUGUCAGCUUUCAGAAUUCAUUAAGUAUGUUUGGCAUCAUAUAGACAAAAUAUUUGGAUGGCUAACUAAAUUUCUGAUAUAUUUAUAUAUUUUGGCAUUCUGUAGACACAUCUCCUAUGUGUGUCUACUGGAAUUACUCCAAGUUAAUAACCAAGUUGUCUGAACUACUUGGCAGGAUUUUUGGUAUGAAGUUGGGUAACAGAAUAUGGAAUGAAGAGUGGGUUCUAAAAUACAAACAUGUAAGCAGGUAAUAUAUAUUUCAAAACAGGGAUUUGAUGAAAGUAAAAUAGCCAUGUUCAUUCAAUGAACCCAGAUGAGUAUUUUUUGAAAACCAAUGCGUUAUUAAAACAAAUCAAUGGCAGUGUUAAUCUUUAAAAGUUCUCUCUUUCUAUAGGAACAUCAUUACUCAAAUAAAUGUAUUCAUGAAUAAUUGAAACAUAGCUCACAAGCAAGAGGAAAUGACUACUUGAAUAAUUAUCUGAUUCACAUAUUUGAUAGGGCAUUCAAAGUUAAAAACUCAGGUUGUCUGCACAGAAAAGUCACUUCUGCUGUUUAGACCCUUUUUACAACUGUGGAAAGCACAUGAAACCACUAGAUUUACAGAAUGGAUCUGUCAAGCCACAUAUAUACAUUUGGAGCAGUGUAUCCUAGAAGAUAGUUAAUAAAAAUAUCAAUAGAUGAACUUAAAUUCUGAGACAUAAUAGUAUAUUUAAAGAAAUUUAAGGAUUUGAUCAAAAUAGCAUAUUUAAAGAAAUUUAAGGAUUUGAAGAAUUGGAGAAUAUAAUUAACUGUAAAAGUAAUAUUAUAAUAUAGUCAUGCAGCAAUUCUACUUUCAGAAUAAUUCAGUGUCAUUUAUUAGCACAGACAAAUCCCUACCACAGUGGCUCGACUUAGCAAUUUUUUGACUAUUCUGUGAAAACUUCGUAUCUCUACACACUUUGAAUUUUGUUAUUUUUUGGCGGGCUAGUGAUAUGUGGUACAUGAAAUAUUUAACACUUCAUUAUAAAAUAGGGUUUGUGUUAAAUGGUUUGCCCAACUGUAGGAUGAGGUAUAUGUUUUGAGCACAUUUAAGCAGGUUUAAAGUAAGCUAGGCUAUGAUGUUCCAUGGUUAGGUCUCUUAAAUGCAUUUUGGACUUACAGUGUUUUCAACUUUUGAUUUAUUUAUCUGUAUGUAACCUAUUGUAAGUCAAGGGGCAUCUAUAUUUUUCAUAAAACAAGCUACCCAAGGAAAAGAUAAUUAGCUUUAUGGGUGAUCCCUAGAGUUUUCAGAAGUGAUCAGGAUGAAAUAAAAAAUCAAGGUCUGAGGUUUCUGUUGACUCCUUCACAUGUUUAAAAAUAAUCUAAUUAUACAAACUGGAAUACUACUCUUCUCCCAAGUCCUGUUCCUUUUAAUUUUUCCACUGUACUCAGGGGCCUUAACCAUCUCCAUAGGUUCAUGAAAGGGUAGCAGAUCAUUUAGUUUUAAUUUAGGUUCAGUCUCCCACCUCUACCCUGGGGCACAAAUUCCCUCCAAGGCCCUAUGGAUCCUAUGGAAAGUUAUUCACCUUGUCAUCUUAGCACAGCAUGUUUUGAAGCAUGUUUGGAUUGA
This is a messenger RNA of Saimiri boliviensis boliviensis (Bolivian squirrel monkey), 3540 nucleotides long. It is a transcript of the gene LUZP2, whose product is annotated as leucine zipper protein 2. The record is from RefSeq and is a predicted model, not a curated record. Lineage: Eukaryota; Metazoa; Chordata; Mammalia; Primates; Cebidae.